CUAACACCGUUUUUGUGGAUGUUGUCUCAUCGGGGCAGCGUCCCAAGCCACUGGAUCCUAGCGGCCGGGGUUGCUUUCUGGCGCCCUCGCUUUACACUACCUCAUCACUUCAGUAUCUGAAGAUAUUGUUCGGCCUCAGGGCGCCAAAAUCUGUUGUACAGAAAAACAGCCCUCCUCUCUCUGCGGUGCUUCUUUCAUGCAGCUCGCCUACCUUAUAUGCUAUCCCAACGGGCACUACGCUGUCUGCCACAUAUGGUUUUGUCCUUACACCAGCGCUAUUUCUCCGUGUUUGCCUCGCUCGGCCUCUAUUCCACACAAGCACCAAGGACGCACGACAGAUGCGACGGAAAGCAAAUGAUAAGCCAUCUUCUUCUCGAGGGGCAAAAGAGCCCUAUUGUUUUCCUUUCCCCGGUUAAACGCUCCCCCAUAGCAACUACUAGCUGCAUGCGUCUGGUGGAAUGGAAAACACCCCAGCCGUUUGGUGCUACGGUGCCUUGCAGCGACCAACAAAAAUUAGCAUCUCGGACCCGGACGGGAGGCCUGAGAUCGAGGUCACUCCCGGGCCAACGAUGAUCGACUCUCACCCGUGCCGUGAGGCUCAGUUUCAUGACGACAAAUCCGAGAACAAAAUAGCAGUGCUGCCCGGUGAAGAUGGCCUCCUCUUAUAUGACGGACUCGGAUAG
Podospora pseudocomata is the source of this 683-nucleotide messenger RNA. RefSeq lists its product as uncharacterized. The transcript has 2 exons. The coding region runs from base 459 to 683 and encodes 74 amino acids. NCBI's taxonomy places the organism in Eukaryota, Fungi, Ascomycota, Sordariomycetes, Sordariales, Podosporaceae. The record is from RefSeq and is a predicted model, not a curated record.